Messenger RNA from Orbicella faveolata, 4751 nucleotides. RefSeq names its product pyruvate carboxylase, mitochondrial-like. Lineage: Eukaryota; Metazoa; Cnidaria; Anthozoa; Scleractinia; Merulinidae. The record is from RefSeq and is a predicted model, not a curated record. Gene Ontology annotation, biological process: gluconeogenesis; pyruvate metabolic process. Gene Ontology annotation, molecular function: metal ion binding; ATP binding; pyruvate carboxylase activity. Gene Ontology annotation, cellular component: cytoplasm.
CGUGAUAAUCGAAUCGAAUGAAUGAGUCAUUUUAAUUUUACUUUCCUCGGAUGACCCUUGCCCCUGCAUUUGCCACGAACGGUUUUCAACGAUCGGGCACGUCUCCCUCCCGCCAAUACUUAUUCCAUAAGCAAAUCCGAUUUGUUUUGAUUUUUUCACUGCAUAGUUGAGUAGUAUUUUUAGAAGUCAUGUGAGCAGUCAUGACUUAAUAGUUUGUAUGUGUUCGUGGCAAAGAGCGAGGCUGGAAAAAUUAAGUGAAUUCUAACUUGUUUCAUUGUAUUGAUCUUUGGGUAAGGUGUCAAUUGAAGGUUAAAUUCACAUAAAUUAUUUAAUACUCAAACAAGGACCAAGAAAUCAAGUGAAUUACCAUCAACAAAAUGUUACGAGUUCAUGCUCCACGCUUCAAGAAAGUUAUUCAACAGCAGUUUACUGUAAGCAGUGGAAUAUGGUCCACAUGCCGUUACAUCCAUGCAGGAAAUAAGUUCAACCAGGGCCAGAAACCCGAGCCACGGAGGAGCGGGAUCAAGAAACUGCUGGUCGCAAAUCGUGGUGAAAUAGCCAUCCGAGUUUUUCGAGCAGCUACUGAAGCUGGGAUAAGGACGGUUGCCAUUUACUCUGAACAGGAUGCCAAUAUGAUGCACAGACAGAAAGCUGAUGAAGCGUACCUCAUCGGUAAGGGUAUGCCACCGGUCGCUGCUUAUUUAAAUAUUCCAGAGAUCAUAAAAAUAGCAAAGGAAACUGGUGCUGAUGCCAUUCACCCAGGCUAUGGAUUCCUCUCUGAAAGAGCGAACUUUGCUGAAGCUUGUGUCAAGAAUGGUCUUAUUUUCAUUGGUCCAUCCCCAGGAAUUGUUAAAAUGAUGGGUGACAAAGUGGAGGCACGCAGAGUGGCAGUAGAGGCUGGUGUACCUGUGGUUCCUGGCACAGAGAAUCCAAUCAGAAGUGCUGCAGAAGCUAAAGCCUUCUGUGAAGAGCAUGGGCUACCAGUCAUCACUAAAGCAGCUUAUGGAGGAGGUGGGCGUGGUAUGAGAGUUAUCCAUAGGAUGGAAGAUGUCGAAGAAUUCUUCAAUUUAGCCAGCAAUGAGGCACAUGCUGCUUUUGGAGAUGGUUCUAUGUUUAUUGAAAAGUUUGUUGACCAACCACGACACAUUGAAGUCCAAGUGAUGGGUGAUGCCUACAAGAAUGUGGUUCACCUCUAUGAAAGGGAUUGCUCAGUUCAGAGACGCCACCAGAAGAUCGUAGAGAUUGCGCCAGCUCCAGAUUUAGCUCCUGAAAUCAGAGACAAAAUGACAAGGGAUGCUAUUGCUUUAUGUAAGGCUGUAGGUUAUGAGAAUGCAGGGACAGUGGAGUUCUUAUUGGACCCACAAGGCAAUCACUAUUUUAUGGAGGUUAAUGCUCGACUUCAAGUGGAACAUACAGUGACGGAAGAGAUAACAGGUGUCGACUUGGUGAGGGCGCAGAUUGGUGUUGCAGAGGGAAAAUCCUUGGAAGAAAUUGGACUUCGUCAAGAGGAUAUCAAAGUUACCGGCUCAUCUAUUCAAGCUCGUAUCACAACAGAAGAUCCUGCUAAUGACUUCACACCAGAUACCGGCAGAAUUGAGGUUUUCCGCACUGGUGAAGGAAUGGGGAUUCGUCUGGAUGGGAAUUCCAUGUUCCCUGGUGCUGUGGUCUCCCCUCACUAUGACUCCUUGUUGACAAAAGUUAUAAGUCACGGUGCAACUCACAGAGACGCUGCUACCAAGCUGCUCCGAGCACUGCGCGAGUUUAGAAUAAGAGGUGUCAAGACCAAUAUACCUUUCUUGAUGAAUCUCCUCAAACAAGAAGACUUUCUAGGAGGAGCUGUCACCACUGAUUUUAUUCUGAAAAGACCAGACUUGUUCAAGGUGGAGAGAGGACAAAACCGCGCCCAGAAACUGCUUCAAUAUCUUGGAAAUGUCAUGGUCAAUGGACCUUGUACACCGCUUGCGACUGGACUGAAACCUUCAAAAGAUGCGCCCGAUGCCCCUGAGAUCCCCAAAGCAUCAAAUUCUGGUUCGUGUGGUUUUAUGAGACCUAGUGGCUUGCGAGAUGUGUUACUGCAGCAAGGUCCUGAAGGUUUUGCCAGCUGUGUUCGUAAGAGCGACAGACUUCUGCUGACAGAUACAACUUUCAGGGAUGCCCAUCAGUCACUGCUGGCCACCAGAGUGCGGACUCACGACAUGCUGAAGGUCGCGCCCUUUGUGUCGCAUUAUUUUGCUAAUGCGUACAGCUUGGAAUGUUGGGGAGGCGCAACAUUUGACGUAGCUCUUCGUUUCUUGUACGAGUGUCCUUGGGAGCGUUUGGCGCAGCUGCGCGAAGCCGUUCCCAACAUUCCUUUCCAGAUGCUCCUCAGAGGCGCCAAUGCUGUGGGAUACACCAGCUACCCUGAUAAUGUGGUGUUCAAGUUUUGCGAGAAGGCGCAACAGAAUGGCAUGGAUAUCUUCAGAGUGUUUGACUCUCUGAAUUAUCUUCCUAACUUACAGCUGGGUAUUGAAGCAUCCGGUCAGGCUGGUGGAGUCGUCGAAGCUGCCAUUUCUUACACCGGAGACGUGUCUAAUCCAUACAAGACUAAAUACAACAUUGAUUACUACAUGAAUCUUGCAUCAGAACUGGUCAGAGCCGGCACCCAUGUGCUCUGUAUCAAGGACAUGGCUGGUGUGUUGAAACCCAGUGCUGCUACGCUAUUAAUUGGUUCUCUUCGGGCCCAGUUCCCCAAGAUGCCUAUUCACGUGCAUACCCAUGAUACCGCUGGAGCAGGCGUGGCCUCCAUGCUGGCCGCGGCGGAGGCUGGGGCAGAUGUGGUGGACGUUGCUGUCGAUUCCCUGUCUGGUAUGACGUCACAGCCCAGUAUGGGCGCUAUUGUAGCAGCCUUGCAAAACACAGAGAAGGAAACAGGAAUUCCAAUCGAGCGUGUCCAUGAGUACAGCGAGUACUGGGAACGAGCACGUCAGCUGUACGCGCCAUUUGAGAGCACUGUGACAAUGAAGACUGGUAAUGCUGACGUGUAUGAGAAUGAGAUCCCAGGCGGACAGUAUACCAACCUACACUUCCAGGCCUACUCGCUUGGCCUGGCCGAUCAGUUUUCUGAAGUUAAGAAGAAGUACGCUAUGGCCAAUGACCUGCUGGGCGAUGUCGUCAAGGUGACUCCAACCUCUAAAGUGGUGGGUGAUUUGGCGCAGUUUAUGGUACAGAACAAGCUGGAUGACCGUGACGUGCUCAUGAAGGCUGAGGAACUGGACUUCCCUUCAUCUGUAGUCGAGUUCAUGCAAGGCUACUUGGGACAACCCCACGGAGGCUUUCCAGAGCCGCUUAGAACCAAGAUGUUAAAGGGCCGUCCAACCAUUGAUGGCAGACCAGGUGAAUCCUUGGAACCACUUGACUUUGAUGCACUGAAAGCGAAACUACAGGAAGAUUUUGGUGAGGGUGCCAUCCGAGAUGAAGACGUCCUUAGCGCUGCUUUGUACCCCAAAGUAUUUAAUGAUUACAUGAUGUUCCGGGACGAGUUUGGUCCAGUCGAUGGGCUGCCCACCAGGCUCUUCUUCACUGGCCCUGAGAUUGGCGAGGAGUUCCAGGUGGCCAUCGAGCCUGGUAAAGUGUUGAACAUUAAAGUUUUGGCAAUCAGUAAUUUGCACCCCAAUGGACAAAGAGAAGUUUUCUGUGAGAUGAACGGACAGCUGAGGACGGUGAUGGUGGAGGAUAAGUCUGUCACUAAGACACUCGCGCGACAUCCCAAAGCAGACAAGUCGGUCAAAGGCUCGGUGGGAGCUCCCAUGCCGGGAAAAGUUGUCGGCAUCCGGGUCAAGGAGAAGGAGGUCGUGAAGAAGGGCUCCCCACUGGUCGUGCUUAGCGCCAUGAAGAUGGAGACCAACGUGAGUGCUCCCAUCGACGGCACUGUCAAUAAAAUCUCCGUCAAAUUGAACCAGACCUUAGAAGCAGGAGACCUGUUGGUGGACAUCGAACCUCUUAGUUGAUUCCAGUGUAUAUCGCUCUCGUAGGCCGAUCGUAGUCAUUCGGCUCAUCUUCGGAGAGCUUCGGAAGUUUGUGGUGAUUUGCCGCUAGAAAGAAAAGCCAAGCUGCAUUUGCAGAAUCGUUGGAUGUGUAUUCUAAUGUAGAUUCACUUAGUAGCAUUUAAGCAGUUGGGGAAUAUAUGUAGAGAGCGUUAAGAAGUUUUUGAAAGGCUAAAGUAUGUGCCUUUUGAAAAACUACUUAUCAAAAUUUCUUUUAAUUAAGGUACCCAAACUCUCUGUUUUUCACUCAAAAGUAUCUUUCUGAAUUUUCACCUAAUAUAUGAAACCGAGGUUUUGGGCUGUUAAUUAAAUUAUUAUUUAAGUUCGUUUAAUACACUGCCAAAACUCAUGAAAUGAAAUGAACAUCCAAGCCGAUUCCACCGAAUUUUAUUUUGAAAUAUUUUCUCAAGAAUAAUUAUACAUCUAUUAGCUUCGUAAGAGAAUAUCUCUUGCUAAAGAGAAAACGAAAAACCAUGGGGGCAAACUCACAGAGCUCGUAGCUGCAAUAAGAAACGAAUAAUUUAUGGGGCUUAUAUCAACGAUGUCCCAGACUGCAGGACAGCUACUUUCCACGUAAGAAGUAAACGUAGAGAUAAAAAAGCUAGUAAUAUCUAUUAGUCAAUAGCACUUGAGAUUCAGUUAUUUUUUGAAGAGGUAAACAUGUUGUAAAUUGAAUUUGUAAUGAAACAUCACCGGUAACUUAGGAAAUAAAACAUCUUGAUAAUUCUC